GUAAACAAACACCCUUAACGUUUACCGUGUGACGUUUACCCCUCAUGACGUUCCCCUUCCUCCCUUGCCUUAAUAUAUCACUCAGUGUGGCUUAGAAGUCCCGCAUCACAUAAGUCAGUCUCCUCCCCUUGCCUUAAUAUAUCACAUGUCUGUCUCGCCAUCCAGCAGAGUGUUGUUAUAAGCUCUCAAAAUACACCGUUCACCGUUUACCGCUUACCCGUUGAUGAGGUUCCAUGCCCCUUCUUUUUUUUUACCUGUAACGCUUUGUAUCGCUUCUUAGGUCCUCCUCCUCCUCUUGGUCCUCACUUCUUAUUCACUCCUUUUCAAUGGUACGUAACUUUCCCCGCUCCACCAUGCCCACCACACUCAAGGUCUGGUCGUUCCACAAAUCCAUUUCUCGGGAGGCGAAGGAGGACUUACUGAGGCACUUCGGGGCGCUGUCAGUCCGGCAUGUUGGGCGGCGAGGCAAGGACGAGGCGCUGCUGGCAAGCUUCAAGAGUGAUGGUGACUGCAGGUACGCUCUGGGCAAGCUUCACCAGCAGGAGGUCCUCGGCGUGAGACUGAAGGCCGUGUUCCAGGACUCAGCGCCGCCCCUGCCAGCACAAGAGCCUCACAGGUGCCAGGAGAAUGUGGAGCCAGACGAGGGAGCCCAGGAGGAGAAAAUGCAGCAGAAAUUAAGGGAGUUUGAGGUCAGCUUGUGCUCCAUUGCUUCCUCACUGGGCAUCAACCACCCCAUCCCACCCAACCUCAGGUAUGUGUAUCCUCCCCCCUCAGCUUCAGUCAUCGCCAACAUUGCACAAGCGCUCACCGAGGUCCCCAAGUUUUACACACAAGUUCUGCAUCUCAUGAACAAGAUGAACCUUCCCCCUCCCUUCCACGCCCUCACGGACCUCCACCCCAUCCACCGAGACCUGCUGGGGCUGCUGGCUCGCUUUGAGGGCAUUGAAACAGCUGCCGUGGGUCUCAACGAUAGAGUCGGCACCCAAGACAGGCCAAAUGACAACCCCAAGCAAGAAUUGACCGAGAGCGAGAGUGAGAGUGAACUCGAGAGUGACAACGAAGGUGAGAGACCGAAGCGCCAGCCCGCCCCAGGCAAGAGAAAGCCCCGCCAACCCACCACCAUGAGGAAAAGACCCAAGCUCUCUGCCCUGAAACAAACCUUCAUGCCCUCGACACAGACACACCCUAGGGCAUCUGAGGUCAACAUGGGGGAUGUUUUUGAGGCCACACACACACAGGGGUCAAAGAGGCUGGAGGUCAGGUUGAAAAAUGUCUCUCUACCAACUGUGGAAGAUUCAUCAAGGCUGGAGGCGCCAAUGGAAAGUGGCAGUUUUGGGAAGAUUGAGGCGCCAUCCACUGCCAGUUUGGGUCACACGGAAAGCUUGGCGGAGUGGCCCAGAGAGGCGGACAACUACAUGAGGAGGGAGGACAUCCUAGCCAACAGGGUGGACAAGUCAGAAUGGCCCAUCCUUCCUGUCUUCAAGAACUACAGUCCAGGAGAACCCUCAGCCAAGCUCUACAUCAAGAACCUGGCCAAGGCAACGAGUGAGAGGGACCUGAAACACAUAUUUGGCCGAUACGUCUUCUGGCAGAAUGACGAGGAGGCAAGCACGUUCUCCAUUAGUCUGAUGAAGGAGGGGAGGAUGAAGGGGCAGGCGUUUGUGACCUUCCCGAGCGUGAGGCAAGCGUCCAAGGCCCUGCAGGACACCAACGGCUACAUCCUCAACGACAAGCCCAUGGUGGUGGCAUUCGGCAAGGUUAGGAAAGACCAGCAUCCAGACAUCGCAACCACAAAGGAAUGAUGGAUGGGUCACUGCCACUACCAUCUUCAUCAUCAUCAUCAUCAUCAAUGCUAUUAUUUUUAUUAUUUAUUUGUUUUAUUAUUUUUUUACAGUAAAGGAAGGGGCAGUUUUGUGGUUAUGUGUGUGUGUGUGUGUGUGUGUGUGUGUGUGUGUGUGUGUGUGUGUUACGAGUGCAAAGUCUGCCGAAACAUUCAUCCACAGAGUCAGAUUUUUCCUCGGUAUUUUAUUAGAAACUUACACAAUCAAUAAUUUUUUUUUCACAGUUCACUCUCAUAAUGUUUCCUUAACGGCUAGACAUUAUUAUCCACCUGUGAUAAAAAACAGUGUCGGUGAUAUACUAAUAAAACCUUUUAGUUCA
Messenger RNA from Eriocheir sinensis (Chinese mitten crab), 2160 nucleotides. Its product is annotated as RNA-binding region-containing protein 3-like. Bases 327 to 1802 code for a protein of 491 amino acids. Gene Ontology annotation, biological process: mRNA splicing, via spliceosome. The record is from RefSeq and is a predicted model, not a curated record. Gene Ontology annotation, cellular component: U12-type spliceosomal complex. The transcript is spliced from 7 exons. Gene Ontology annotation, molecular function: pre-mRNA intronic binding; U12 snRNA binding. NCBI's taxonomy places the organism in Eukaryota, Metazoa, Arthropoda, Malacostraca, Decapoda, Varunidae.